Molecule: messenger RNA, 2176 nt
Organism: Euleptes europaea (tarantolino)
Lineage: Eukaryota; Metazoa; Chordata; Lepidosauria; Squamata; Sphaerodactylidae
Gene: LMBRD2
Product: LMBR1 domain containing 2
Exons: 18
Coding region: 88-2169 (693 amino acids)
Biological process (GO): adrenergic receptor signaling pathway
Cellular component (GO): membrane
Source: RefSeq, a predicted model, not a curated record
CUCUGAGGGGAUGGAGCUCGGCCGGGCCUGGCUAUGAUAUUCUUUUAUAAAUGAAGCACACAUCCUGGCUUGACUCAGUGGAUAAUAAUGAGUGGUGCAGCUUUGGGCAUUGAGAUAGUAUUUGUCUUCUUUCUGGCUUUAAUCAUAUUACAUCGGUAUGGAGACUUCAAAAAACAACACAGACUUGUGAUUGUAGCGACACUACUAGCUUGGUAUCUUUGCUUCCUUAUAGUCUUUAUAUUGCCUUUGGAUGUUACUACGACUAUAUACAAUCGAUGUAAGCAUGCUGUGAAUUCUAGUCCAUCUGAAAGUAGCAUCAGCAAUGGAUCUCAGGCAAUUCCUACUCCAGGGAACCGUGAGUGUUUCAAACCAUGGAGCUAUAUUCCUCCUGGAAUCAUGCCCGUCUUCUGGCGUGUCGUAUACUGGACAUCACAGUUCUUAACCUGGAUUCUGUUACCCUUCAUGCAGUCAUAUGCUAGGUCAGGAGGCUUUUCCAUUACUGGAAAGAUUAAAACUGCAUUAAUUGAAAAUGCAAUAUACUAUGGCACAUACCUUCUGAUAUUUGGAGCAUUUUUAAUAUAUGUGGCCGUAAACCCAAACUUCAGCCUGGAAUGGAACCAACUUCAGACCAUUGGAAUAGCUGCUGCCAACACUUGGGGCCUCUUCCUUCUCGUCUUGCUGUUAGGGUAUGGCCUGGUUGAAAUUCCACGUUCUCAUUGGAACGGAGCAAAGAAAGGCUACCUUCUGAUGAAGACUUAUUUCAAGGCUGCUAAGCUGAUGACUGAGAAGGCAGAUGCAGAAGAAAACUUGGAGGAUAUAAUGGAGGCAAUCCGCAAAGUGAACGAGAGCAUUAAGUACAACCACCCCUUAAGGAAAUGCGUGGACACAAUAUUGAAAAAGUGCCCUACUGAGUAUCAGGAAAGAAUGGGUAGAAACAUGGAUGAUUACGAAGACUUUGAAGAAAGGCCUAAUACGUACCCAACAGAGAAAAGUCUGGUCAAACUUCAUAAGCAGGUAAUCUAUUCUGUUCAGAGGCAUCGUCGCACGCAGGUCCAGUGGCGGAUUCUCUUAGAGCAAGCCUUUUACCUGGAGGACGUGGCAAAAAACGAAACCAGCUCCACGCGUCAGUUUGUCCAUACUUUUCAGCCCCAAGAACCUGAAAGCAAAGUUACCCAGUAUUUCUAUACGCCAACUGUUGAAUGGUAUUGGGAGUGCCUCCUGCGGCCGUGGUUCCACAGGAUUCUUGCCAUUGCUUUGGCCACAUUUUCCAUCAUUGUCGUGUGGUCGGAGUGCACUUUUUUUAGCACAAACCCAGUUUUGUCGCUGUUUGCGGUCUUCAUACAGCUGGCGGAAAAGACUUACAACUAUUUCUACAUAGAGAUGGCGUGCUUCUUUACCAUCUUUUUCCUAAGUAUCUGUGUUUACUCCACUGUCUUCAGGAUUCGUGUAUUUAACUAUUACUAUUUAGCGUCGCACCAUCAGACAGAUGCAUAUAGUUUGCUUUUCAGUGGAAUGCUGUUUUGUCGUCUGACUCCUCCAUUGUGUCUAAAUUUCCUGGGCUUGACUCAUAUGGAUUCGUCAAUUUCUCACAAAAAGACUGAGCCAACUGCAUAUACUUCUAUUAUGGGAUCGAUGAGAGUAUUAUCCUUCGUUGCAGAUGGAUUUUAUAUCUAUUAUCCCAUGUUGGUUGUUAUUCUAUGUAUUGCUACUUACUUCAGUUUAGGAACUCGGUGUUUGAAUCUUCUGGGGUUCCAGCAGUUCAUGGGAGAAAAUGAGAUGACCUCAGACUUAAUAGAUGAAGGAAAAGAAUUAAUCAGAAGAGAAAAAAGGAGACGGCAAAGGCAGGAGGAGGGUGAAAACAGAAGAAGGGAGUGGAAAGAACGAUACGGGAACAGCCGUGAAGAUUCUGCUAGGAACCGAAAUGUUCAAGCAGAGCAAAAAGAGUCUAGCUUCACAGAAACUAACACAAAUAGACCAGUUGCAUCUAAGUACACCAGAGCAAAUGGGAGGAAUGAAAGAGAUAGAAUCGAGCUGCUACAGGAUGCGGAACCCUUAGAUUUUAAUGCUGAUUCCAUCAGUGAAGAUCCUCUUGACUCGGACUCAGGAAGGUAUCAACCAGGUGGAAGAUAUUUGUCAAUGUCGCGAAGCCGAAUAUUUGAUGAUGUCUAAGCCCAUG